GUACCUGCUGGAACUCGCCAUUCGCAUUCAGACACUGAAACUGUCGGCAGGGAGAGGGAGAGGAAGGACUAUAAGACAAAAGGACUCGCAGAGGAGUACUUUUGGUGACUUUUAUUAUAGGUUUUGUGUUUUUAACUUUGAGAGGAGGACUGACACGAGGCUGUACACAAAUGGGGACCGCCUGGCUCGCGGUUUGGACGGUUUUGGUCAUUUUACAGGCUUCGUCUCUGCUGGCAGCAGAGGAAUCAUGUGUUUCUGGAUUUAAGUCGGAUGUGUUGUUGUUCGAAGUGAGGAGCAGGCACCUGAGGCAGGGCACGAGACUGGGCAGAGUGGGGUUUUCUGACUGCACAGACCGCACAAGGUUUCUUUUCAGUACUGAUGACAGCCGCUUCAUGGUGCAGACGGACGGCAUAUUAAUUGUAAAGAGACCAGUUACUCUUCAUGAGGGACACCGGGACUUCUUCAUCCACUCAUGGGACUCACAGGGUCAUAAAAUGACUGUUCCUGUCAUGGUGCUGCAUCGUGAGYGUCACCAUAACCAUCACCAUGAAGCUCACAAACAUCACAACCAGCAGCACAAUCUGACCAUGAACACUGAGAGUUCAGAAGAUUCACAGGUGCCCAUCUUGACUUUUGGCAAGUCAACUGAAGGGUUGAAAAGGAGGAAGAGGGCCUGGAUCAUUCCUCCCCUCAGUGUUUCUGAGAACCACAGAGGACCCUAUCCCCUGAAAAUCGCUCAGAUCCGUUCUGAUGAAGACAAAACAAAAAAGAUCUAUUACAGCAUCACUGGUCCAGGAGCUGAUCAGCCUCCUGUUAAUCUUUUUACUAUGAACAGAGAUUAUGGAAAUCUCUAUGUCACUCAAGUACUAGACAGAGAGAAACAAGCUGAAUAUAGGCUUCAAGCACAUGCUGUGGUAGAUGGUUCAGGAGAUGCUGAAAAACCUAUGGAAAUUAUAGUGAAUGUAAUUGACCAAAAUGACAACAAACCUAUUUUUGAGAAGUCCUCCUACAUUGCUGAAGUUCCUGAGGCCUCCAAAAAAGGUGCUGAUGUGAUUCAAGUCGUGGCAACAGAUGCUGAUGAACCCAACACGGACAACUCUGAUAUCCGCUACCGUAUUAAGAGCCAGAGCCCUGAGAGACCUGACAAAAACAUGUUUUCUAUUAACCCUGUCACUGGAGUCAUCAUGGUGAAUGAUCCACGGCUGGACCGAGAGAUUGAUCCUCAGUAUGAACUGAUCGUUACUGUAGCAGACCUUCAGGGUGAAGGUUUGAGUGGGGAAACAAAAGUAAUAAUCAAGGUGAUAGACAGCAACGACCAUGCUCCAGUCUUCACAGAGAUGUCUUACACGGCAUCAGUUGAAGAAAAUAAAGUAAACGCUGUAGUUGUUCGAAUGUCAGUGACAGACGGUGAUGACCCACACACUCCAGCCUGGAACGCCAAGUUCAAGAUUGUUGAUGGAGAUCCUGGAAACCUUUUCAAUGUAACAACAGGAAGUAACAAACAAGAAGGAAUCAUUACUACUGUCCAGGGUCUUGACUUUGAAAAAGUCAGCAAACACACUCUGCUGGUUGCAGCGGUGAAUGACAUUGAGUUUGCUGUUCCUCUGACCACUUAUACAGCUACAGUAAUAAUAAAUGUGCAGGACGUCAAUGAACCUCCAAUCUUUGAUCCAAAAGAAGUGUCUCUGUCCAAAAGUGAGGACGUUGCAGUUGGCAGUGAGCUGAUGGUUUACACUGCUUCUGAUCCAGACACGGCACGCAAACAGAAAGUCAUGUAUAAAAUAUUGCGUGAUCCAGCAGGCUGGCUGGAAGUACAGAAGGACACAGGGUUGAUUAAAGUGAAAAGUGAAAUGGACCGGGAGUCCCCCUUGGUCCAGGACAACAAAUACACAGCUCUUAUUGGCGCUUAUGAUGACGAUCAAGUCCCUGCCACAGGAACUGGAACUCUUUUCAUUACACUUCAGGACGUCAACGACAACGCUCCAACCAUCGAGGAACGGGAGUUCACGAUAUGUAACAAGAACCCAGUUCCUCAGCUGCUCUCUGUAACAGAUAAAGAUGGACCAGGCUUCACUUCUCCAUACAGCGUCACUUUAGGGGACACUGCAAAAUCUAACUGGACUGCUAAAAUGAACGGCACCAGAACGGGCAUCAUCCUGAAUUUAAAAACAGAACUUGAGCGUGGAGUGUACUCUGUGGCUUUGAUUGUUGCAGACAGCCAGGGUUAUGGUCAGACCAACACAAUCACAGCCACAGUUUGUGACUGCAGUGGAGACGACAAUAUGUGUGAUCGUGCUCCUGUUGUUGCUGGCAGUAAUCUGCCGGUCAUCCUGGGAAUACUUGGUGCUAUCCUGCUGCUGCUAAUGGUGGUGUUGCUGUUGCUGUUCGCGAGGAAGGGUAAACAAAAGAAAGGACCUCCUCUACUGCAAGAUGACGACGACGACACCAGAGACAACAUAUACAACUAUGCUGAAGAGGGAGGUGGAGAGGAGGAUCAGGAGUAUAAUCUGGGUACUCUCCAUCUUGGUCUGGACAACCGACCCAUGGUGAUCAGGGAUGACGUAGCUCCAAUGUUUAUGCCAGCUCCUCAGUACAAGCCUCGACCUGCCAACCCAGAUGACAUUGGCAACUUUAUUGUUGAUAACUUGAAGGCAGCCGACAACGACCCCACGGCCCCGCCCUACGACUCCUUGUUGGUGUUUGACUACGAGGGAGGAGGCUCUGAGGCAGGAAGUCUCUCCUCUCUGAACUCAUCCAAGAGUGGGGAUCAGGACUACAACUGUCUCAACGAAUGGGGACCCCGCUUCAAGAAACUGGCGGACAUGUACGGAGGAGGAGAGGAUGAUGAUAUGUUGUAGACAAACCACAAAAAGAAGUGCUGUGAAGAAAAGUCUGUAUAUUGAGUCUAUUAAGAAAAUCCCAGAGACAAAUUUCAGCGAGACGAAUGUUUGGUUUUUCUUUAGAUCAGUCCCACMGGUAGUAAACAGCCACAGCUCAGAAGCCAAAAGGAUUUUAUUUACUUCUUUUUUAUGUUUAGGCUGAAGGCUUUAGCUUUGUUUUACUGCAAUGCAUUGCCACUGUGCAAAAACGUCAUCUGCUUUGUUUCCUGCUGCAGUUGUAUCAUUUGUAUAAAAUGGGAAAAACAUAACUUUUAGUACUUUUUGACAUUUGUACUACUUUUUUACCUAUGAUUUUUUUUCCCUGUUAAGGAUUUAGUGAAUAUUUAGAUAAUGCAGAUAACCAGCCAAUGUUAUGUCACCCUUUGUCAUUGGCUGGCUGAUGAGUUAUUAAAUGUUUUAUUACAGUAUGUUUAGCUUCUGUUAAACCAUGUACUCUGUCAACAACCCUUUACUACAUGUUUGUUUUAAAUCUGACUUUUUUUAAACUACAAAGUUUUCUUAAGCUGUAUUUUUAGUUUAAA
Molecule: messenger RNA, 3421 nt
Organism: Austrofundulus limnaeus
Lineage: Eukaryota; Metazoa; Chordata; Actinopteri; Cyprinodontiformes; Rivulidae
Gene: cdh31
Product: cadherin 31
Exons: 18
Coding region: 171-2858 (895 amino acids)
Biological process (GO): cell morphogenesis; calcium-dependent cell-cell adhesion; cell migration
Cellular component (GO): cytoplasm; catenin complex; plasma membrane
Molecular function (GO): beta-catenin binding; calcium ion binding; cadherin binding
Source: RefSeq, a predicted model, not a curated record